Messenger RNA from Cooperia oncophora, 1077 nucleotides. NCBI's taxonomy places the organism in Eukaryota, Metazoa, Nematoda, Chromadorea, Rhabditida, Trichostrongylidae. The record is from the annotation of a GenBank genome assembly.
AUGGCGUAUCAGUUAGCGACUGAUCGUAUUGGUGAUUCUCAAUGGGCUAGGAAUCAACCUCGCACCGAUGGCCUUACUGAGUGUGCAGUCGCAUUACGAAACCAACUGGCAUCUGUUUCAUCAAACAAUGCUCUGGAGUUCCUGGCAAAUGUCCGCAAGGUACGCGAACCAUUUUUUUUCUGCAUAACAAUAAGUGUUGUUGGAGCAACCCGUAAUAUUUCUGAGAAUCGCUUUCCCUCUGCUGUUCGCUAUCAUUGCGCUUUACAGAUUGCCCGUGAAAUUGAUGUCGAAGCUAAUGUAGUUUCCGAAGAGCUGGCUAUUAUCGAAGAGUCUUAUCCACAGAUUCUGUCCAGUCUUAGAAGAUUUAAAAGAGAUCUGUUGUUAUUGAAAGAAGAGACUUGUGCGCUACGCAAUCAGUAUGAGAACUUCGUCAGUACGUUCAUGGAUUUGAUGCAGAAGAGCUGCCCUACGCUAGUACCACAACUUCAAGCUCUUUCAAGAAAGCAGGCUCUAUUGCGAAGGCUGAAAUGGGCUAAUCGUGGGAGAGAUCUUUUAUCUCUCUGCCGAAAUAAGAUGAAGAGCAGUCAUUGUGAUUGGACUCGUCUUUCGGAACACUUUCAGAAUGCCUGCAAGCACAUGCAAGAGCGUGUUGAGUUCACAGACAAUUCCUAUACGACAUUCGCUGAUGGUCUAAAAGCGCUGGCACUGGAGCUGAACGAGUUUGCUCGGAAGGGGCUGAACGAAGUGCUGUGCGCAAUAAAAUAUCCUUUUGAAGACUCAACAGAUACUCAAGCAUAUGCAAACGAAAUCACAGCUGUUGCCAGUAUUCUUUAUUUGAUAUACUUGAUCGAAGAGUAUAUACAAAAAGGAACGGGAUGUGAUGAGAUUUAUCGAGCGCUUCUCGAUCCCAUUGGUUUGAGAUUCACAUAUCACUUUUGUGGAGACCGAAAGACAAAUGACGUGUGGAAACCUCAAUGGUAUUUGAGUCAGACUUUGAAUUGGAUCCAUGUUAACCUGGGCUUUUUCGUCGCGACGAUUAGUGGUGCCACCAAACAGUCGGUGAGCACCAAUAUGUUG